This is a messenger RNA of Exserohilum turcica Et28A, 1846 nucleotides long. RefSeq lists its product as uncharacterized. Bases 33 to 1505 code for a protein of 490 amino acids. The record is from RefSeq and is a predicted model, not a curated record. Lineage: Eukaryota; Fungi; Ascomycota; Dothideomycetes; Pleosporales; Pleosporaceae. The transcript is spliced from 2 exons.
GAUUCCUGGAGCCCAUUUCAGACACUGCCACUAUGUCCUGGACGAAUCCAUCCUCAGGUAGCAGUAGGGGUGGUUUUGCUCCACGGCGAGGGCAAGGCCGUGGUGGUCGGGCGCCUCAGUUCAACAAGCCCCGGAAGCCAACCAAACCCGACAUUGUGCAAAAUCCGCUUGGAGACCUUGUCAAGAAUAUACGCGCUUCAGACCUUACCGUGGCAGCCCAGCAUCCUGCACAACCUCCAGAGAUAUAUGGCUGCCACUAUGUUGCGUCCUACAGUUGGCUCAAAGGCCAAACUCCUACCAUUGUGGUACCAGGAAAACCCCCACUGUGGACUCCUCUCGCAACCCCACAACGUUUGCCAGAAGAUCGCGGCCAGUAUUUUCGCGACUUGAACGCUGCAAAGUAUCCCGAGUACCCCAUGGCACCCGUAAUACAUGCCGUCCUUGAACAGGAUCCUGAAUAUCCUACUGAAUGCAUCGAUCUCUUUGCCUGUGGCAGUACCCUUGGUAGUCUCCUUCGCUUUGCCCGCGGCAUCGGCAAGGCUUUUCGAUUCGACGUUGAGGUGAUUGGAAGCACCGUAUUCUUUGUUCGCAAAGAAAAUGACCCCAAAGAGCUGAUUCAGGGUGUCAGAGGUUUUGGUCAUACUUUCCCUGAAGCCUACACCACUUGGGAGGAUCUUUCACACUCUGAGUCUCAUCAACGUAUUGUUCAAUACACAUUCGAAGGACUGGAAUGCCUUGUACGCUUCGAAAGUGAUGGCUACAUCAAAAAUAAUUCAACCACAGACAAGCUAUCUUCUGGGAAGCGUGCGACCACCGAGGGCGACCUUGUCCAAGCGCUCCAGGGUGUAUCCGUUGACUUGACGUGUGGAGAACGUGACAGCGCGGUCAAUGAGCUCACGGUCAAACGGGGUGGCUCCGAAGUGCCACAAAAUUCCAUCUUCGACUUGAAGACACGCUCUGGGAGGUACAAAAAGGAGAUUGACAUGAGCGACAUAUACCCGCAGUUGUGGAUCAAACAAAUACCCAACUUCAUCGUCGCAUACCAUGACGGUGCCGGCCUAUUCGAAGAUAUCCGGGUUCAAGACGUCAAGAGCGAAGUACAAGCUUGGGAAAAGGACAAUGCAGAUGGUAUCCGUCGCUUUGCAGCGCUCGUCAAGUUGAUCUUACAGGUCGCUAACGACAACAAACAAACGCUGUUAGAGGUCUACUGCCCAGGGCCAGACUCAUUAGAGAUCCGAAAGCAGCACGGGGAUGGCAUGCGGACAUUGCCACUUUACUUGAGCGAUCGAUGGGCUGAUUACGAGCAACGCGAGGAUUCUGGCCAUUCUCCCUCUCCGCCAAAUGGAGGCAUCAGUCUCAGCGACGGCGAGGAUCUUGAUGAGUUGAGGUAUGAUGACCAUCGCUACAAUUUCGGUAGUGAAUAUGACGAUGAUUCGGGCACCGAACCAGACUACACUGCCUGUUCCGCUGAAGACUGUGGAUAUUGCGGGAAGUGUUCUUACUGAGUAAAUUCUCGGUGUAAAAAUCUGUAUGCGGGCUCGUCGCAUUGAAAUGCAUGCCGCAUCUGGUUCACGAUUCGCCAUAAGUACAUGGAAGGACUGAAAGACUUUUGGUGGAUGGUGUGGAGGUUUGAAGCCAGCGCGUCCAACGUACCGUACUAGUAGUACAGUGAGGUUUUUGGACUACGGUACGAACCGUAGUUUGGUGGUGAGAGCAAAGUACGCGUAGAGUACACUGUAAUUACGGCCCGUAGUUCCACCGUAGUACGGUGCGUUGGACGCGCAAUUGAAGCAUAUGCGAGGUUGCCAUCUUCUAUUACAGUACUGUUACAAUGCUAUCUGAUUUA